AUGGUAUAUACAAAUAUGAGAAAAGUUGCCACGAAGAAGAAUUAUAAAAUUCUAGUUGACAAGGAUAAACGUACAUUUGUUGAUGGAAAGCUCUAUUUUCCCCUCGGGUCGUAUAUGAAUAGUAUAACAGAUUUGGAUAUUAACAAUUUCACUGGAUCGCCUUUUAAUUUAAUGGUAUCGUAUCCAAUGCUCGAUAAGAAGCAGUUGGACUAUGUUUACACCAAAUCAAAUGGCCAAAUUCGUGUAAUUAAUAAUUUCUCGCCGGCUGUAACUUAUUCGAAAGACAAUGCUGUCUUAGAAGAAAAAUUGAAUUGGGCUAAAGCGCGAAUUGAGGAAUGGAAAACCUCUAAUGGACUCUUUGGGUAUUACAUGGCUGAUGAACCGGGCGUUUCUAUAUUACCGUCAUUGUCUGCAGCUACUUGGGCAAUUCGUGAUAACGAUGAAAAUCACAUUGCAUGGCCUGCGGUCAACCAGCGAUUCAUCUUAGGAAAGUUAAAAGAGGGGUUUGAUGUUGUAGGUAUUCCUGAUUAUCCCGUCCAAACGUUUGAUGAUUUACAAAGUGUGUGGAUUGUUGCAGAGCAAGGAAGAAAGAGAAUGGGAAACACUCGUGCAAUGUGGAACAUUCCCCAAAUUUUUGACUGGACUGUUUAUAAUAAAACAGAAAAAUUGGAUUGGUCAAAGGAGUUUGCACCAACGGAGGUGCAAUUGAAAAAUAUGGUGUACCAAACCAUUGUUGGUGGUGCUAUGGGUAUUAUAUACUACGACUAUUCUGAAGUUGUCACAAUGGAUUAUAAAGCCAAAUUUACAACGGAGUGGGAAAAAAUAAAGAAGGUGACAAAAGAGUUGAAAGAUAACUACGUCGACAUCAUAUAUUCAAACGCAAAAACUAACAAAGGGUACAAACUCCCACUUUUCACAGGCGUUAAUAAAGACAAUUAUUUGGGAUGGAGAAUGUUUAGAAAAAACAAUAAGGACUACAUCCUUAUUGUUAAUGUCAGAAACGUUGCAACAACAUACAAAUUCACCAAACCAUCGACAGCAACAUUGAAAAAAAUUGAUGGAAAAUCGACAUAUACAGACACAAAUAAUGUGAUUACUAUAGCUUUACAAGCAAUGGACGUCAUGUGGUUUGAAGGCACUGACACCAACUUUACGUCUGAUGAAAGUAAGUAUAGUACUCCAAAUAUAAAAUCAGAGUUUGUUGAGGCAAACGCAAUUGAUAAUGAAGAUUUGGGUGAUUUCCCCGAACUUCCAACAACGCCAGAAGAUCCAAGUAACCCACCAAUUAACGACCAAAGUGAUGCUACAUAUGGUAUUAUAGUCGUGGUUUUAGCUUUCGCUGCACUACUUAUUCUUUGA
Molecule: messenger RNA, 1359 nt
Organism: Entamoeba invadens IP1
Lineage: Eukaryota; Evosea; Mastigamoebida; Endamoebidae
Exons: 1
Coding region: 1-1359 (452 amino acids)
Source: RefSeq, a predicted model, not a curated record